UAUUUGACGUUUUGUGUCGAGAGAGUUACUUCUUCAGAACUGCCAGAAUGGAUAAACCAGCAACUGAGUCAGAGCACAGUGACAGCGUGAACGCCACAUCCUCUUCAAACGAGAAUGAAGGCGGCACUGCCAGCGAGUCGUCUAUAGAACCAUCUUCUUCUAAAAAGACAACUGAGACUCAGACUCCCCCCAAUAUCUCGAGUCCACCCUCUUCCUCUUAUAUUCCCCCUAUCGGGUCUCAAUAUGGGCUGCAGAAGAUAUUGGUCCCACUUACGAUAUCUUUAUAUGGAAUUUUUAUAUUGUCUUUCUUGCUCAUAGGCUUAACUCGAAGAUAUCCCAUUCGCUUUUGUUCUUAUCGAGUAGCCAUCCUCAGCUCAUCUCUAUUCCAUGCAAUUUUACUGGUCUUUUCUAUUCUUCAGGACACAUCUGGAAACAUUCCAAUCAGAAUCCUGGCGAACGAAGAUGCCCACAUGCUCCUGUUCAAUUUAGUCUUCUGGAUCAGCCGUCUCUCUAUGUGGCCAACUUUGUUCAUCCCUUUGAUCUAUGGCCUUAUACAGACGUCAGAUCUUGUCACUCAAAUCCCUAAAACGUUCAACACCAGAUUUCCACCGCAAGUCAGCAGUGUCACUUCUAAAAUUCUACGCAACAGAGACUGCGUCUUGAAACGCACCGCCCUCGCCGAGCCCCUCAUCCUUGUCGUGCUGAUAUUCUCGAUAUUCAAAAAUGGAAUAUCCGCCAUCCUUCUAUACUUCUUAUGGAUCAAUGUCAGAUACGCCUAUUCAGCCUACACCCGAUCAUCUGUUUUGUGGUGGACUGAGCACGCUGAUCGCCGUAUCGGGAGCCACCCCCAGGCUGCCCCUUAUUACAGGAAGUUCAAAUGCGCCGUCAAGUCCUCUCACAUCGGGCGCUUCCUCCCGGGCAAGCAGGAUUGAAGAAGUCCUAAAGUCCUCCUGCCUAAGCAAGAUUCAAGGAGUUUCAAAAAUUCUGCCUUUAUGCGUACAAAAUAAAAAAGAUUCAUUCAUGUUUCUGUCCCUGACCGAGACUCACCUUAUCA
Messenger RNA from Schistocerca gregaria, 1054 nucleotides. RefSeq lists its product as uncharacterized. The record is from RefSeq and is a predicted model, not a curated record. Gene Ontology annotation, biological process: endoplasmic reticulum tubular network organization; membrane organization. Bases 48 to 932 code for a protein of 294 amino acids. The transcript has 3 exons. Gene Ontology annotation, cellular component: membrane; endoplasmic reticulum. NCBI's taxonomy places the organism in Eukaryota, Metazoa, Arthropoda, Insecta, Orthoptera, Acrididae.